Messenger RNA from Fusarium fujikuroi IMI 58289, 1605 nucleotides. Its product is annotated as related to fluconazole resistance protein (FLU1). The record is from RefSeq and is a predicted model, not a curated record. NCBI's taxonomy places the organism in Eukaryota, Fungi, Ascomycota, Sordariomycetes, Hypocreales, Nectriaceae. The transcript has a single exon. Gene Ontology annotation, molecular function: transmembrane transporter activity. Bases 1 to 1605 code for a protein of 534 amino acids. Gene Ontology annotation, biological process: transmembrane transport.
AUGACUCACAAGCAUUCUCAGAUUCAAGAGCGCCUCCAGGUUGAGGAGAAGGUCCUAGGACUUUCUCCCGAAACUCUUUCUCAGAACUCCUCUUCGACUGAGACUCUAAGCGAGAUUCGAGUACCCCUCGGCCUUGACGCCCUCGAACCCUCAUUCUCACUCUCUGAACAUCUUCACUCUGUCGGAGUUGACCUCGCAACCAGACGAGAUGAAGCAGACAGAUUCCUGUCACCAUUUAGUUGGUCAGGUUGGAAGAAGACCAUCACUCUAUUGGGACCUUUCAUGGCAUCGACCCUCGCGGCAUACGCAGCUGGAGCCUACGCACUGGCUUCAGAGCCUCUUCGUGCGAAAUGGGACAUCAGUGACUUCCUUUUCAAUUUGGGAAUAUCUCUAUUCGUUGUCGGGUUUGCCUUCACCCCCAUGAUUCUCGCCCCAAUCAGCGAAACGCAUGGUCGAUACUGGACCUUUGUUAGCUCAGGCAUCGUCUUCUUCCUCGGGACUCUAGGAUGCGCUGUGACGGAAAGCUACGCCGGCAUGAUGGUCUCUCGUCUGAUCACGGGAAACAGGGCUGCAGUGUUUGCUACCCUCACCGGCGGUGUUGUGAGUGACCUCUAUCGCAAAGAGGACCGCAAUACGCCAAUGGCUUUGUACUCCAUGACAAUCAUGGUCGGUGCUAGUCUCGGACCACUCAUCAGCGGAACCGUCGUGGACCUUCUCGGCUGGCGGUGGAUCUUCUUUAUCCAAGCCAUCGCCAUUGGGAUAACGACAACAACAUUAUUCUUUCUUUUUGAAGAGACUAGGAGCAACGUCCUAUUACGCCGAAAGUGCUUCGUCCUGAAUGCGGUCCCCAUCAAAACAUCAGCAGGAAAACUAAUCAAUUUUGGGUCUGCGAUGGAAGAACGUCUCGACAUUGAGGUCAGUAUUAUCUGGCGAAGCUUUGCUUUCCCACUGCGUCUUCUUUGGAAAGAGCCUAUUGUGUUCUGUAUGUCGUUGUGGGUCUCCUUUGCUUGGGCAAUCAUGUACAUGCAAUUCAGCAGUAUUGGACUGGUGUUUCGCAGCGUAUAUGGCUUCGACAACGCUGCAGUUGGUGCAGUCUAUACUGCUACUAUUGUUGGCUCGAUUGUUGGCAUCGGAAUCUCAUUACUACAGGAAACUAUCAUAAAACGAGUGCUGCCUCACAAAGAGCCUCUGUCUACGCCAGAACAACGUUUGCUCUCGCCUUGCAUACAGUCCGUUCUCUUGCCAAUCGGCCUCUUCUGGUUCUUCAUGACAGCUAGGCCAGAUAUUUCGUGGAUAUCUCCUUGCGUAGCCCUUGGAUCGUGUUCAAUGGGGAUCUUCAGCAUCUAUCUCGCCGUGUUUAAUUAUCUCGCUGAUACAUAUCAUGGGUAUGCCUCUUCGGCUUUGGCAGCUCAGAGUCUGUGUCGAAAUAUCUUGGGCGGAGUGUUCCCACUCGUCACGGCUAGAAUGAUAAGCAAUUUGACACUGCAAGGGACUGGUGGUCUACUUGGUGGCCUUGGGCUGUUAUUGACCGCUAUUCCAUGGCUGCUUUACUUCUGUGGGCAAAGAAUUAGAGCUCACAGUCCGUUCGCGAAGGGAAUGGAAUGA